AGAAAUCAUGGGGUCAGAGGUCAUCGCUGCGGCCCCGCUGAUUGGUAGACUAAUUUCGGCCAUCUUGGAUUGUAGCGGGGAAGACAGAUUGAUGCGGUGACACACGGGAUGUUUGGUGCUAACCGGAAGAAGUUUAUGGAGGGAGGGAUAGAGAGCGACUACACGGACGAGUCCAGCCUCUAUUACAGCCCACAGUCCAUGUUCCCUCCUCACAGAGCCGACAAAGACAUGUUGUCGUCUUCCUCUGCCUCCUCAUCGGGUCAGCUGUCUCAGCUGGGAGCCAGUCUGUACGGGCCUCAGAGUGCUCUGGGCUUUCCCAUGCGGGGGAUGAACAGCAGCUCCACACCUCAGCUCAGUCGAAGCGGGCUCAACCAGUCAGCCAGUCAGCUCUCCAGUACUCCCAGUUCUGGCUCUUUGCACACGCCGCCCUCGCCGAGCAGAGGCAUCCUGCCCAUGAGCAGCCGCAGCGUCCUGAACCACAACCAGCAGGUGGGCGGGCCGACGGGGCAAACGGGCGGGAUGGGAGGAGAGAGGGGCGGCGGCGGAGGAGGGAGGAGCGGCGGCAUGGGCAGCCCCAGCCGGUCGUCUCCGAGCAUCAUCGGCAUGCCCAAGCAGCAGCAGGCGCGGCAGCCGUUCACCAUCAACAGUAUGUCAGGAUUUGGCGUGAACAGGAACCCAGGCUUCAACAUGAACAACUCCCUAUCCAACAACAUCUUUAACGGCACAGACGGCAGCGAGAAUGUGACGGGCUUGGACCUGUCAGACUUCCCCGCGUUAGCCGACCGAAAUCGGAGGGACGGAGGUUCAAAUCCCACCCCAUUGCUCAAUCCGCUGGCCGGUCGGGCGCCUUACGUUGGCAUGGUAACCAAGCCAUCCAGUGAACAGUCGCAGGACUUCUCCAUCCACAACGAAGACUUCCCCGCUCUCCCAGGGCCAAAUUACCAAACAAAAGAUCCCACCAGCAGCAGUGAAGACAACAAAACGAAUUUGAACUCGUCAGGAAAGUCCACUUCCAGCUCGGAUGGUCCAAAGUUUCCAGGCGAUAAGAGUUCUACUCCAAGCAACAACAACCAGCAGAAAAAAGGGAUUCAGGUUCUUCCUGACGGGCGAGUGACCAACAUCCCCGUCGGCAUGGUAACAGACCAGUUCGGAAUGAUCGGUUUGCUGACGUUCAUCCGGGCAGCAGAGACGGAUCCGGGGAUGGUUCAUCUGGCGCUGGGCUCCGACUUAACCACACUCGGGCUGAACCUCAACUCACCAGAGAAUCUCUAUCCUAAGUUUUCGUCUCCGUGGGCGUCAGCUCCCUGCCGACCGCAGGAUAUCGACUUCCACGUUCCCUCAGAGUAUUUAACCAACAUCCACAUACGGGAUAAGUUAGCGGCUAUCAAGUUGUCUCGGUAUGGAGAGGACCUGCUGUUUUAUCUUUACUACAUGAAUGGAGGAGACCUGCUACAACUGCUGGCUGCAGUAGAACUGUUUAACAGGGACUGGAGGUACCAUAAAGAGGAGCGGGUCUGGAUCACCCGAGCUCCUGGAAUGGAGCCCACGCUGAAGACCAACGCCUACGAGCGAGGAACCUACUACUUCUUUGAUUGUCUCAACUGGAGGAAGGUGGCCAAGGAGUUUCAUCUGGAGUACGACAAACUAGAAGAGCGACCUCAUGUUCCCUCCACCUUCAACUACAAUCCUGCCCAGCAGGCCUUCUGAUUGGCUCUCCCUCUUGCCUGCCUCUCUGCCAUUGGUCGUCCUGGCAUAUCAGCCACUCCCCCCUUUAGGUUUAGUCAGAUGAAUCUGGCCUGUAGGAGCUCAGGACAGAAGAGGAUGUCCAGGUUCCCGAGCACAUUUCCGAAAGACUCAUUUUAACCAUUAUUAAUUUAUCUUUACCUCAUUUUUUAAAAACGUUUUAUUCCCUUUUUUUUGUUUGUUUUUUUUUGUUGACGUCACACAGACUCUGUAAAUAACUGUCCAUCUGAUGAAGUGACUCUUGUUUCUAUGAGAAUUGACUAUUUUUGUCUAAAGAUGCUUUAAAAAGAAGCAGAUUUUAACAGAGAAAGCAGGAUUGAAGCAUUCGAUGGAUAAUUAUUUCAGAGCCAUGGCAGAACCUAAAACCAGUUUUUAUUUCAUCAAGGAUUUCCCAGAACGCACAUCAUCCAACAGAAAAUCAGGACAGGAAAUGCAAUGUACAUUGUAGCACUAUUUCAUAAUAAAAGAGGAAGAAAAAUCCCUUUUUUUUAUUUUUAUCGUUUCUUUUCAGCAAAACCUGAGCGGCUCAGCAGACAGACGACGACAGUUUUUAAGUGACUGUUUGCUUCGUUUCAGACUAAAAUUCUUUUGUCAACAAUCAGGUUGAAGGUUUUUCUGCCUCUGGACCGUCUUUCCUUCAAGAUUCGAUAGAACCGUUAAAAGAUGCCACCAGCACAUCCUUUUCCCUCCAAAUUGAUGACUUGUGGUUCUGUUUUGAUCUGACCUUACAGCUCUCUUUCUCUUUCAUUUUUUAAACACAUUUUCAAUCCUCUCUUUGUCUUCAACCAUCUAAUUACAGUUUUCCUCUUAGCCAAACCAGGCGGAUGGUUCCCGUUUGAAUUCAGGGGUAAAUGAAAUGUGUCGGGAAGCGGUCGACGUGACGCGCACCUCUUCGUUUAGCACUUACCUGACGGGGCGGCGCCCGCAGUUUUCCUGAGGUUGUCGGCUGAGUUCCGGACACGUUCAGGAUUCUAGUGACGGCGCGUUCAGGUGAACGCCUUCUGCCAGUCCGAACCGUCCCACAGAAGCUCCCAGUGCUAGCCUGAAGGAAAGCUAGCCGUGACCUACAGUUGGGAGGCGCCACAUUCACAUAAAUAUAUGUUCGUAAGAUAUUCAUACGUGUCUUCAAUGCAGCUUUUUACAAAAAUGCAUAAAUCCAUAAAAACCCCAGUUGCUCCGUUCACCCACGCAAUACUAGACUUCCUGUUUCCACGCAAACCCCCCCACCCGCCCCCCCAAGGAGGCAUCAGGGACCACGAACAACCUGUCACCCACAACAAUUUCUGAGUCGCCAUGGCAACGGGGUCCAGCUCCCUCAUGGCAGCUGUAAAGCCAAGGACACGCCCACAGACCCAUGUGACCCGUGUUUGAGGAUUUAAUUGAAGGAGGAGGACUGAGGCACUUGGCCGUUGGGUGUUUUAAUAAAUAUGGCAGCUAGUGUUUUAAUAGGAAAAAAAAAAGUCAAAUAAAUAUUCUGGUAAUGAAACUGAA
Messenger RNA from Oryzias latipes (Japanese medaka), 3234 nucleotides. Its product is annotated as CCR4-NOT transcription complex subunit 2. Lineage: Eukaryota; Metazoa; Chordata; Actinopteri; Beloniformes; Adrianichthyidae. Gene Ontology annotation, cellular component: CCR4-NOT core complex. Gene Ontology annotation, biological process: regulation of DNA-templated transcription. The record is from RefSeq and is a predicted model, not a curated record.